GAAACAAAAUUCAGCUUGGUAUCCGGAAUGUUUCAGAACAUAUCGACUAAAUGCACCGAAAAGGCUGAUACAGAUCUUCAGGGCAUCACCUGCAGCUCUGAAGUGGAUGAGAUGGAAAUGAACACCUUAAUGGACAUCCGCAGAAGAUGUGGUCAAACCGAAAGUAAAAUGGAGGCCGUCGUCAAGGAAAUGGCUGAUAGUGUAUGGAGUACUGAAGAUGUUCUGAUAAUAACUGAAGCAAAUCCUACUGACGAAACCAUACAAAGCCUCCGUAAUUUUAUACACGAUGUAAUAAAGAUUUGCUGGUUAAUGGCCAUAUCACAGCCUCCCCUGAUGCUCAAUUUUGAAGUUGAAGGCACCAUGUAUACACCCCAUGUCAAGGAAAGGUUUACGGAAUAUUUGACCGAGGAUGCUGUGGAAUCGAUCUACAAGCCGGGUACCAUUUUGCUAGUUGUGUGGCCAUCAGUAGAAAAAAGGAACAAAAGGGGAUUUUUGAAGAAAGGAGAAGUUAUCGUUAAACCUUAAUCUGUUGUGAUCGUUUAAUAUUUUAAAACGCGUUUGAUGUUUCUACAUCAAUAUGGCAAUAAUGUAAAG
Molecule: messenger RNA, 594 nt
Organism: Dreissena polymorpha
Lineage: Eukaryota; Metazoa; Mollusca; Bivalvia; Myida; Dreissenidae
Exons: 3
Coding region: 28-525 (165 amino acids)
Source: RefSeq, a predicted model, not a curated record